Molecule: messenger RNA, 14990 nt
Organism: Morone saxatilis (striped sea-bass)
Lineage: Eukaryota; Metazoa; Chordata; Actinopteri; Moronidae
Product: EH domain-binding protein 1-like protein 1
Exons: 30
Coding region: 61-14301 (4746 amino acids)
Molecular function (GO): protein binding
Source: RefSeq, a predicted model, not a curated record
GGUUUUAUUCAUUAGGAGACAAAAGGCCGGAGGAAGGUGUUGGCAUCAGCUGAUAUCAAUAUGAAGAAGUUUGCCAGUGCCACACCGGGCCAGUAUGAUGUAACACUGAAGCUCAAACCUCUGUCCGUAAAAGUGGUGGAAGCCACGCUGAAACUGAACUUGUCUUGUAUCUUCCUCAAAGAAGGCAAGGCCACAGAUGAGGACAUGCAGAGUUUGGCCAGUCUAAUGAGUAUGAAACAGAGCGACAUUGGAAAUCUGGAUGACUUUAACGACAGCGAUGACGAAGCUGGUGAGGAGAGGAGGGCCAGCUUUGGACAAGCUACUCAUGUUUCUGCUUCUGCCACCAAAGUACAUGACCUGGCUUGGAGGCCUGUAAUUGAAUCAGGCCCCACAGUAACCUCAGAGAUGGAUUGGAAAGCGUCCUCUGGCAUUUCUUCCACCAUCUCGGUUCCAUCUCGUCCUCCUCUGAACGAACCCCCAGACCCCUCCGUUCCAUCCUUUUUAAGCACGCGACUACCAAGUGCUACCCAGCAGGCUCGGCCCUCCCCCUAUGCCUACUCAUUGCCAGCCUUUACACGUGCUCACCCUCCUGCACUUCCCAAAAUCUUCCAGCCCAGUGCCGGAUCAGCUCCUCGAAGGCCCCAUAGCUUCCACAGUGACUCCUCUCCAGCUGAGGGCUUGGAAGCCCUUUCUUUCUCUAUCUUCACUCCUUCUAAAGCCCUCUCCACCUCUUCUCUGUCUUCUUCGCCCUCUGAUCCGUCUCUCCAUCCUCCUCCCACUUCCGGUGAUACCUCACAAACAGUUUGUCCCAGUGGCUGGAGAGCACAGAGUGUUCCUUCCUUUGCUUCUGUCCCCUCUUCCUCCUCAUCUUCAGCUCCUCUCAGCUCCUUCCCUCCCAUACCUCCACCACCUCCCUCUCGCAGACAGCCCAAAGCUCGCCUCACCUCUGUGGGGGAGCCCUGCUCUGCCCUCACCAGGCCCACAAGUCUGCCAUCUGCCCCUGAGACAGCUUCCUGGCAGAGUGAAUGGAGGCCUCCCAAAUCUCAGGCCCCUCUAGCACAGCCUGCCCUCUCUCCUAAGUUUCUGCAUCUCUCUGCCAAUGAUCCCGGACAGCCUGCAGUGCUGCAGAAAAAGCAGAGAAUAGAAAUGCAAUCUCCAUUCUCUCUGCCCACUGGUCAGUCUUUAGAGCAGGAACCCCAUGGAGGGUCUGGAUUUGUCCCUUCUUCGAGACCCCAGGUCACCCCUACAGUAGAGACCCCCCCACUUUCUCCUUUAAGUACUGCUCCUGUGCUCUGUGGGCCUGCUCUCCCUCCUCCUCAGCCUCAAACUGCCUUAGCCUCCCCCAGUGACCAAGAUGCAGAAUUCAGAAGACAGUUAAGCACGCUGAGUGAAGAGGAUAACCAGUGUACAACCCCCAUAACCUCUGACCCCAGAGCCACAGCCAGCGGCAGGCCAGAGCUGUCCAGGGCUUCAGAAAGGAAAAGAGAUACACAUUUUGGAAUUGAGGUUGUCAAGGCAUCAGCAGGACCUGAGAGCAUGGCCUCACUUCUGCCCCAUAGCUCCAGAACACCCAAAGCCCCAGGGCUAAAAUAUUUUGAGACACGAAAAACACAAAUGGAUCAGACAGAGUCAAGGCCAGCAAGAACAUUUCCUAAUGUCCAGCCAACACGUGUUACGUGUUCACUUAAGCAAAACCCUGAUUUUCAAGAUCCAGCAUCUGCCUCAGUCAAGGAACUUCUGUUUAAACCAAGAAGUCACGUAUCCAAGAUGUCCAUUCAGUUAGGGAAUCCAGUAGCCGAACCAGAGCCUGUUCAGCGUGAAGCCCUUUCUCCCACCAACCCUGAACCUACUUCCAUAUCACUCCAGGGACCUUUGUUGCACUUGCCUCAAAUUGCUACAACCUUUGAUACUAAACCUAUUGGAAGAAUAGCAGUGGCCCAUAAAAAAGAAGCUGUAACUAUGGAUUUAGGAAAUGAGAGCAUGGCUGCCUCAGUGUCAUCUUGUCUCAGAAACGAUAGUUCUGCUUGUCCUCCAAUGGUGUUGAACAUAACACCAGAAGUUGAGUCUGGAGAAUGGUCCAUUGCGAAAAACUCACAGUCGGAGAAGCCACAAAGAGACACUCGUAAAAUCAGCCCUGCUGUUCCAGUUAUAGAUAAGAAAAUCAAAUGCAACACAUCUGCCUCUGACAACGUCACUACAAGAUUGGAAUCUUAUUUUGGGAUUCUCUCAGCACAGCAGCCCAAAACAGGCAAUACAUCAAAACAAAGAGAAGAACCUAAUGUGAAUUUUGCAUCAUCUUCCUCAAAAAGCUUUGUUGUGGAAGAUUUGGACCCUUGUAUAGAGAAAGAAAGAACUGAACAUGUGGAUAUGGAUAAAAGACCAUUGUUUGAAAGUGAUAAGAGAGUUACACAGGAAUUUAUGCUACCAAACUCUGCAGUCACUAUAGAAGAAAAGUGUGUGUACACGUCUAUGGUGGAACAUGGUCCAUUGUGUCCAAGAGGGAGUUCUGUUUCUCAUUUAUCAUCCAUUUUACAGCCUGAAGCUCAGAUUGAAGAAACAAUGAGAGUGCCGAGUAUGAUUAAGUUACUAUCAAGUUGCCCACAAUAUUCUAAGAUUCCUGGCAUGACAUGUUUACAUCAGUCACAAGUUAUAGCUUGGCUGGAUGAUAGGAGGUUAUUGUUUCGGAAGUUACCCAGCCACAGAUUUCCCUUACUCCUGUAUUCAAAUUAUGUCAGUUCCCUUUAUGAGGGUAGUACAGGAACUGCAAAAAUGGUGCACUUAACACCAACCUGCUCCACGUCUGCCAGUAUUCCUGGAUUCCCAUCCUCUUUGAAACGGGAGCCAAAUAUUACUCACCUUUUACCUACAUGUCCCAGAAUUUGCAGGAUUCCAGGGUUAGCUUGUGCUGGAUCAAUGACUGUAUAUGGAAAGAGUGUUUGGGGCAGACAUUCUUUAUGGACGAAACCAAUGCAGACAAAAGAAGCAUUUGUUUUGAACAUGUCUUGUGUUCAGGAACAAGCUGUCAGUGAUACUAAUAUGAUUAUAGUAAUGGUGGCCAUGUUGCCAACAUGUCCUAGAAAGGCCAGUGUUCCAGGGUUUCCUUCUGCACCAUUGCAGAAGGUUUUAAAUACUCCAAGUAUGGCCAGUCUUCUCCCAACAUGCCCCAAACAGACAAUGAUUGCAGGCAUGCCAUUUAGACAAAGAGUUACGGCAAAAAAUGACAGCUGGCAUUUUUUGAGGGAAAUGAAAGGAAUAAAUGGACCAUUGAAUCCUGUCCGGGUUCAGGAGUCAAAGUCAAAGGAUGAUAAAGAAUCUAUGAAACAUAUGGUAAAUCUAUCAUCAUCUUGUCCCUGGAAAGCAAAAAUUCCUGGUUUCCCAUCUGUAUCACAAAAAGAACCCAGUGUGCCUGGUGUUCCAUUUGUACCAAGCCAAUAUCCCUGCAUGGCAAAUUUUCUGCCUACUUGCCCAAGAAAAACAAGAGUCAUUGGUUUACCCUCUAAGGAGCCAGUUAGUGCUCAAGGUGAAUUCUUGACUCUAACCAAGCAUAUUUUGAUGGAGAAGCCCUUGAGUGUAGGUGAAGUCUUGAUUCAAGAUAUUUCCCCUGUAGUUGCUUCUCAGGAUCUCGACAAAAGCAAAAUGUUCUGUUCAGUGGCAAUGUUGCCCUCAUGCCCUGUAAGAACUUGCCUUGUAGGUAUGCCUACAGGACCCCAGAAGCUGUUACCGAGUAUUGUCAGUUUUGUACCUACAUGCCCUAAACUGACCCAAAUUCCUGGUAUGCCAUCUCGAGAUCAAAGCAGAGGAAAACAGAACAGAGAUUGGCAUGCCUCAAAGAGAUUAAUUAACAAGAGAUCAGAGGAGACAAGACACGCUUACAUUGUUCAGUGGUUACCGAAAGAGACAGAAAGCCUUAAAAAUAUGGUAGAUAUGUUCUUAAGUUGCCCACAAAAAGCCAAUGUUUUUGGCUUACCCUCUGCUCCACGACAAGAACCCAGUAUGGUUAAUGUAAUGCCCUCAUGCCCCAGACAUAGUGGAGUCCAUGGCUUACCUUCAAAAACUGGACAAAAACUUUGUUUAUCCAGAUGCAAUGAAUGGUUUGCUUACAAAAGUUUACAGUGGGAGAGUCAAUUUAUCAAAAGGGAAGUGCUGAUUCUAAAUGCAGUUUUAUGUUUUGACAAGAACACUUCUCUGAGUAUGAGUGCAAUAUUACCCUCUUGCCCUGAAAAUGCUAGUGUACCUGGGUUUCCCUCUGCUCUGACACCUACAAUAGCUGAUGGCCCAACUAUGGUACAUUUAUUGCAUAGUUGUACAAAGGAAUCUAGAGUUCCUGGAAUGCCAGUUAGAGACACCACCAAACAAUUAGAGUGGCUAAUGGAAAGAAAGUCGCUGCUAUUCCCUGGUGAGAAGUCUGGAGUUACAUCACAUUUACAGGAUGUUAAUGUGUUCUAUCUUGAUUGUGAUGCAAUCAUAAAUAUGGUAUCAAUAUUGCCGUCCUGCCCACCAACAGCCUGCUUACCUGGCUUUCCAUCAAUACCAUGUCAGAUGUUGGAAGAUAUGCCAAGUAUGAUCAAUCUGCUACCAACUUGUCCAAGGCAUUCCAGAGUUUGUGGAAUACCCUCUAGAUUCCACAGUGAGUCUGAUGAAGCAGAAUGGAGUGUAGACAAAAGGCCAGUAUGGGAAAGGCCAUUAACAAACCUAGGAAGACUGUCAGUAAUACAUGACUUUAAGAUGUGUUUUAGAGAAAAGACAGUGGUCAGUAUUAUGGUAUCAAUGUUGCCACCCUGUCCCAAACACUCAUAUAUUCCUGGAAUUCCCUCUAAGGUAGUAGAGAAAUCAGUCGAGGCUGUGUUGAAAGAAGCUCCCAGCAUGUUAAAAUCCUUAGGCACUAUCCCAAAACACUGUAAAAUUCCAGGUCUACCUGCAAAGAAUAGUGCAAACAACAAUAGUGGUUGGUAUCUGGACAGGAAAGCAGUUUGGGAAAACCCAUUCAAUAGAAGGUACAGAGUUGUUCACCAAGAUUUUACAGUGAAGGAAAUGUCAUAUAGGGACAAAGAAAUAAUGCUGAGUAUGCUUCCAUCAUGUCCACGACAAGCCCUAAACCCUGGAUUUCCAUCUGCUCCACGACCCCAAACUGUUGAUGCCAUUGUGGAAAAAAAUGCAGACAUGGUACAGUUGCUGCCAUGUUGCCCUAGACAGUCAAAUAUCAUUGGUUUCCCCUCAAGAGCCUCAGUUAGUUCUGAUUCUAAAGUAGAGGGCUGGCCAGUGGUGAUGAUAAGGACGCAAAGUUGCUGUCCAUUUUACAAAAAGUAUGGCUCUCCUCACAAAGAGUGUCCUAACAUUGUUCUCAGUUCUGGCAUCAUAGCAGUUCCACAGCCAGACUUAGACCGGCUUUCAAAUAUGGUAAAUAUUUUGCCAUCUUGCCCAAAGAAAGGUUCUGUUCUUGGUGUACAAUCAACACAUGUGCACCAUUCAGGACUGGGGUGGCCAGUUAAAACACUGCUAUUGAUGAAGCCAGAGACAAAAACAAUUGGAAAGGAAAGAGAAAACCUGAUGAGUCAACAGCUGUCACUAGAAGAACAUUCCUUUUGUAAGGUUUCUGUCAACAAAAGAUCCAUGUGGUUUAUAGUCCCUAGCCAAAAUGUACCAGAGGAUGUACAUCAAAGAGUGACAACUAAGCCUUUAACCUGUCCUGUUGAGGCAAUUGUUCAAGACUUACCAUCAUCAAAUUCUGAAAUACAAGUGGACCAGCCAUCCUCUAGAGUUAAUGGCAUUGAGAUGUUAUGGGAUGAGUCCAGUACAACCAGAUUAGAUCUUGACUCAAAGAAAACAAAAUCUGAUGUAUGUUCACCAUUGGAGAUGCAUAAAGAUGACCAGGGCUUUUGGAUACCGAUUGAGGCUGAAGAAAUAGCCUUUCUAGAAAAAGGAGACUUGCAUUGCAGAAUGUGGCACUCAGUGCCUGACAUGCCACUAUUCUUGAGUGUUAGGAAGAGCCUCUUGGGUCAAAAGGAUACCCAAGAAACAGAGAUAUCAGUGUUUGAGAAGGGAGGUACUGUUGGCAAGGAAGCAGAGACUGCUGAAGUCACUGUGCAGGAUCAUGGUUUCAUGCCCUCAGAAGAGCCAAAUAAAACUUCAGUAGAGUCAAUGGAUGUCAUUACUACAAGUUAUGACACUGUGGAACAAGGAUGUGUUAGAUACUCUGAGAGUGGACAUGAAAACAUGAUUUCACUACAGCCAUCAUGCCAAAUUGCUGCUGCUGCAACAGAACCCCUUUGCCAAACCCAAAUAUAUAAUGCUGAGCAGCAGUUAGAAAAACAUCCCACAAACAGGACCAUAAUAUGGGAGGAGCUACCAAAGGCAGCUACAGUCAAAUGCCCAACAGACAAGACCAUACUAUGGGAGGAACUACCAAAGGUGACUACAGAGUUAACUAGAAACACAUCAGAGGACAAAAAGAAAAUUAUAAAAGAAAUGGUCAGUGUGGUCCCGUCGUUCCCUGGUGCUGCCAUGAUCACAAGUCUCUCUACCACGAUGUUAGACACUGAAGAUGAAAUGAAGAGAAAGACAGAAGUUGGAAUGGCAGGUCUGUUGCCGAUAUGCCCAACAGUUAGCAGGAAAUUUGAAUUUACUGCUACUGCUAACCAAACUGAAUGCCUACUAGACAGUGAUAAGGGGGAUAAGUCAUCAAAGGAUAAUGAAGUUCUAACCACUGAGGGUGCUCUUCAUUUAAAAGGACAUGCAGAUCUAGUAGAACAAAUAGUGGAUAAAAAGUCUUCCUGUGCUAGUGCACAAUGUAUGCCAUAUUAUGUGAAGUCUGAAAUUGAGUCCAAACAGUACACUUUCUUGGAAACCUGUCCCAGUGUGACAUACAUUGCUGGCAUGCCGUCCAAACUGCCCGUAAAAGAAGAACAACACUGGAAUAAAGAUCAAAAGCCAAAGUGGGAGAACCAAUCAAAAAUGAAAGAACUAUUACAGCCAUAUGCCUCAAAGGAUGAUGAAAAGAACAAGAAGGAAAUGGUUUCACUGGUUCCGUCUUGCCCGAGAGAGGCUAGAAAUCCAGGGUUCCCAUCUGUACCACAAUGCAGUUUAGUUUUUUAUGGCCCAAACAUGGUGAAUAUUUAUCCUAGUUGCCCAAGUGUAUCCAAUAUACCUGGUUCACCAUCUAUCAGUGAAGCCAAUAAAGGAUCAUGGGUAUCACAAAAGGAACCACUUUUGAAGAAGAAAAUGAAAACUGGACUUGUUUUCAUGACAGUGUCACCAAAAGAGAAGGAUGAAUUUAAGCUAAUGGGAGCUUUGCUACCAACUUGCCCAAAACAUUCUUGUAUACCAGGCUUCCCCUCAAGUCCACAUCCUACUAUAGCACAUCAUGGAUCAGAUAUGAUGAGCCUUUUAAGCUCUUGCCCCACAACUUCUUUUAUUGAUGGUAUUCCAUCUUUAAUAGAACAUUUGAGCAAAAGCUGGGCUACAGAUUACAAACCUCUAGGGGCCACACGGCCAAAAGUUGAUACAGUCAUGAUUAAAGAUAGACUUUACAGUGAUAACAUUCAGACUAUGUCAGCUUUAGCACCAACUUGUCCAAAAGAAUCUUGUAUCCCUGGAAUUCCAUCUGCUAUGGAACCUACACUAGUCUAUAAAGGGUUUAGUAGGGUCAAUAUCCUUUCAUCUUGCCCGGCCACCUCCAGUAUGGCUGGUUUUCCUUCGAUGCAGAAAGCUGACAGCAAAGACUGGAACUCUAUUCAUGUGCCAUUAUGGGAGAAGCAAAUUAAAAAGGAGACUAUAUUGCUACUGGAGAACAAUAAAAUUGAUGAAGACCUGAAAGGAGUCGUUUCUCUUGCACAAAGUUGCCCCAGAGAAUCAAAAAUCUCUGGGUUUCCCUCUGUACCAAAUCCCAGAAUGAUUAAUGUUGUUCACAUGACAAAUAUGGUCAGUCUUUCAAGCAUGUGCUCAAAAAUGUCACAGAUACCAGGAUUUCCAUCAUUUUGUAAUUCAGAAGAGUGGACAAUCAGCAGGGAACCACUAUUUGAACCAAGAAUGAAAGACAAGCAGGUGUCAUUGAUUGACAGACGUAAAAGUCAUAGGAGAGCAAUGAAAGCAAUGGUUUCCCUUGUACCAUCCUGUCCAAAAGAGGCACGGGUGUCAGGAUUUCCUUCCCAUCCAAAUCCUGUAACUGUGUAUUGUGCACAAAAUAUUGUCAGCAUUUUUACAUUGUGCUCUCAAGUUUCCAGAAUACCUGGAUUCCCGUCAGUUUAUGGGGAUAUGAGUGUAGGAUGGGUAACAGAAAAGGGGUCACUGCUGAAGAGGCUACCAAAGAAGGAAGUCAUAUUUGACACAUCAAAUGACAACAAUAGGAUAAUGAAGAAUAUGGUUUCCUGUGUACCAUCCUGUCCUAAAAUGUCAAGUAUUCCUGGUUUCCCAUCUGUUCCAAAUGCCAAAACAGUGUAUUAUGGCCUAAAUGUAGUCAAUCUCCUUCCUUUGUGCCCCCCAGUCUCUAUCAUACCUGGGUUUCCAUCAGUUGAAGGGAACAAAGAAGAAGGAUGGGUUGCUGAACAGGGUUCAUUGAUGCACAGACCCCAAAAGAACACUCAGUUUAGGAUUAACAGCUCACCAAUUAACAUAGACAAGCCAAACAACAUGCUUGCUUUGGUCCAUUCUUGCCCGGGCUCAUCAAAGAUUCCAGGCUUCCCAUCUGUCCCUCAAUACAAUAUGCUGAGUCUUGUAUCUGUUUGCCCCAAAGUGUCCAGUUUGCCUGGAUUUGCAUCUGUUGAAGGGGCUUCAAAAUUCCAGUGGCUUUUUGAUGCACACACUUUGUUUGAUAAGCCGUCAAAGGAGACACUUUUUGUGAUACAUAGUCAAAAUCAAGUCCAAUCAAGAGAGACUAUGAAGACAAUGUUGGCCUUAGCACCAUCUUGCCCAGAAGCAUCCAGGACCGCUGGGUUUCCCUCUGCACCCCAAACCAAAUCCAAGAUUGAACCCAAUAUGAUAAGUUUUGUACCUUGCUGCUCCAGUGCUUCAAGUCUCAAAGGAUUUGCAUCCAUGACUACAAUCCCAAGCACAGGGUGGCUAAAUGAAACAAAACCAAUUUUGAUAAAGCCUCAAGAGACAAGGGCAGAAAUGAUUACGUUACUUUCUGGACAGGACAAGCUAUAUUGCGACAACAUGAAAAGCAUGGUGACAUUAGUAACUUCCUGCCCAAAAGAGGCCAGAGUACAUGGCUUUCCCUCUGCUCAAACUGUAAACAUGCAACCAAACAUGGUCAGCUUAUACCCAUCUGCUCCAUGUGUUUCAUCUGUCCCAGGUUUUCCAUCAGCAAGAAUGCUUAGCUCUGAAUGUAUAAAUAUACAAACUAGGACAACACAAAGCAAGCCCCUGUUUGAGAAGCUGCGGAAUGACAAAAUCUUUCUAAUUGCAAAAUUUCGAGCAAAACACAAGCAUACACAAGAUGAAAUGAAGUAUAUGGUUGCAAUGGCUCCAUCAUGCCCCCAAAUUACUAAAAUUCCUGGGUUCCCCAGCAUUUCACAAUUGAAUCCAACUGAGAAAGAAACACUGACUAAUCCAUUCCCUUCUUCUACUGAGAAGCAUACAUCACAAGAAUUACCAAGUCAGUCACAUCUCAAAGACACAAGAAUUCCUGAUGUUCCCUCCACAUCUAUUAGCAACCCCAACACAGCACUUGCAUAUGAGGAAAAAUUCAAAGGCGGUGCAAAGCAAAACAUAGACCUUUGUGUAGAUAAAGGCCAAUCACAGAUAGAGAGAAUAGCAGCAGAGGAAACCCAAACAGUGAAGAAACCAUUGGACACAUCAGAGGCAGCGGGUGUCUUGGGUUGGGAAGUAUUGGAGGCAGAGGGAACAAUAACAGAAAAACAGAAAGAAUCUACUUUGUCAGCAAAACAGGAAGACACCUCAGGAUUAGUAAAGGCUAUUGUGGGUGUUUUCCACAAAGGUUAUGAAACAGUAGCAUCCAUUUUGGGGCCAUCUACCUCUACUUUGGCGGAAGAGGAUCACCAACCUAAGGCUGUCUCUUCUAUGGAUCUGAAAGACAAGACACAAACUCCUUUAGAUGAGUGUUUUUCAGAUUUUGUGGACAACAGUAUGCUCAUACAGAAGAUAGAGGGCCAGUUUGAAGACAUUCACACCAAACAUAGCAUUGAAUAUCUUACAAGUGCAGAGCCUUACAUGUGGGACUUGGUAGGUGGUCGAUCAGCAUCUCCAUCACCAGCUCCUGACAGUGAUGACGGGUUUUUGGUUUGUGCAAGCAUGAAGAAAUGGCCACCGCUGACAGAGGCAGAUAUCACUGAAAUAUCGAAGGACAAUAGUGAACAAGUAAAGGAACAAGAAGUUGCUUUUGAUAAAUGGCAUACAAAGAAGAGAUCAUUUACAGGGCAGGACUCUAUUCAAACACCAUUACAUGUUGAAAAUGUGUUAGCGGGACAUCAGACUGUGACAGAACAGGAUGAGGUUAGGACAGUGUCAACUUCUUCACAGCUGGAUAAAGGCCCCCAAAAAUCAAGCAUGGGAGAAAUUCCUGCUACUUCUCUGCAGCCUACAUCAAAUGAGUCACUGACAGAUGCCAGUUCAAAUAAAGAGAUACUGAUGGAUAAACCCUCAGCUUUUCAGAACAUUACUCUAAUCGGACCGCAAGCUGAUAUUGCUGUCCCUCAGCGAGGCAGAAGACCUAGGAGGAAAGUCCCAGAACCUCAGCAGCAAGGGUGUGAUCAAGAAAAAGAGACUGCUCCAUUACGACCACUCAGAAGGAAGGAUAGUUUAACACCAGACCGCAAACAAAAAUCUUAUAGUUUGUCAGUCAAGCUCCUCCCUGAGGUUAUUCCAGUUCAGUUUGUAAGGGAAGAUGCUCCUGGUGAGAUAAUUCCUGCACAGCCUGUCAUUGACCAAUCUUCCAGCAUAAAGAAAGGAGACAGUAGCGUUCCUCUAGAUGUACCUCAAAAUAAAAAUGCCCAAGAACAUGUACAAGUAACACUAUACACUGGUGAUCAAAGAGAAAAAGAGGAAGCUGAAUCUGUGCAAAUAUGUAUGGAUGUUGUUCCUCCUCCCCGUGUGAAAAGAAGAGAUGGUAGUUUGCCACCUGAAACUCCAAAAACAACUGCCCCUUGCAAGCCUCUGAGGAGAAAAGAUGGUGUCACUAGAGGGACAUUUGUUUCAAAAACUAAUGACCAACAGGAUUUGAAAGUCAGUUCUGCUUUGAAAACUUCUGAUCCUGUUCCUUCUCAACCUUGUGAGAGAAGCUCUGAUAUCUCAGGUGCUCUUGAACCUUUACAGAGCAUUGAUAAACCUAGUCAAACGGCCACUGAAAUGAUCCCCAGUCUGGUUAGGAAUGCAUCUCUACAGGCAGACACCGAAUUGAUUGGCUCAAAAGACUUAGAACAAACCUCUUUUACUCCCGAAUGGUCCAAUAAAGCUUCUUCUCACAAAAUUCCUCCCUCGAAAACAAAAGGAAUUGAGAGCAUCGCCCCAAAUUCAGAACCAGACAUAUUUCAUGUUGACCAAACUGCUUCUCUCUCAAUCAUCAAGAAGAUACGUCUCCCACAAAGUGGCAAGAGAUUGCCUUCAAGAAAAUCUGUCAAAAUUGACAGUGACAAAGAAAUUAUGGAACAAAAUUUAAAUGUUGCAAACAAGGAGUCUGUAAAACCAGUCCAGAUUGACAACGCUGUUAUGGCUGAUAUAGAAGAAAUAAAGCAGUCAAAUAUAGCUGGUGAUGCAUAUGUUGAUAUAGUCAAUGUUACAUCUUCUCAGAAAUCAGAGAAUGUAUCAGAGAUAGCACAGGCAGAGAAGCACAAACAAACAACAAUUUGUAUACUAAAGCCUCAUGUGAGGAAACGGCUCAGCUCCUUCCCAGAUGUUACAUUUACGGAGAGCACACCUUCCCAUGGAGAAGAGCCACAGGCAGCAAGGCAAGGUGGUUCUUUAUUCAUUUCCUCAACAACUAAAGAAUUGACAAAGAUGCAACACAGACAAGGCUUACCCCUUCUGCCUCUGGGGGAUCAGCCUUCUACAUCUGCAGAAGAAGUGGCCCCUGUAAAGUUGAGGAGAAGCAGAUUGACCAUUGAGAGCAGUGUUCAAGUACAGGAUAAUGAUAUUUCAGAAAAGUCUCCAGGAGAUUUAAGCUUGCCUGUACCAAAACCAAGAGUAAAAAAACGUCUCAGUGGUUCAUUCCAAGAUGACGUUACAAUUUCUGGCUCACCAACUCCUGGCCUACCAGACACAGGUAAUGAAUCAGUCCAUAAGAGUGAACAGUCAAGCUUUCCUGUUCCAUUGCCUCGGGCCAAGAAACGUCUUAGUGCAACAUAUUCAAUUACAACACCACCUAUAGACAAUGUAUCCUCCCUAGAAAUGGAAUCUUCUCAGAGAAACCAAGAAGAUACAUCUGUCACUUGCAAGGAAACAAAGGAAGGCUCAACAACGCUGGAUUCAAGUGUGAUCUCUGAAGAAGGUUUUGUCACAAUCCAAGGAGAAGGUGAUGUUACAUCAAAGUUGGAAAGGGAAGUUUUAGCAGCAAUGAGAGAAGAAUUUCCACAGGCAGACUCUGUAGAAGACAAUGAGAAGGCACUGGAUGAAAUCAUUGAAGGCUGGACCUUUACAGAUAAACCUGUUACUGAUGACUUAGAGAAGGCUGCAGAGGCAAUGUCUGAGCAGGCUGACAUUGAAAAGGUCCUAGAAGCAGAGGUUGAUAGGUCCCUUGUUUCUACUGUAGCAUCUUCUCAGGAUGACUGGCUGCAUGUAGAGAAUGAUAAAGACAGUGAACCAAUGGAAAAAAACUCAAGGAAGGACAUAGGGGAUGAAGAGUUGGACUUUGGCUUUGUGUCUGUAGAUGUAGCCACUGGUUGUUUAAAGGAAGAAAGGCAAAGGAAGAAGGCAAAAGAAUCUCCAGGUGGUUCUUACCAAGACAACAGCAAGUCACAGGUUGCUGACCUCCACCAAGCUAGUGAACCAACAACACCUCAGAAGAGACCUGCAGAUGGGGCUGCCUCUCCAGAAAACCUUUCGGCCAGUCCCAGCUUAGUGACAUCCAGUCAGUCUCUACUGGAAUGGUGUCAGGAAGUCACGAAGGGUCACAAGGGAGUGAAGAUCACCAACUUCAGCACCUCCUGGAGGAACGGCCUCGCAUUUUGCUCCAUCUUACAUCACUUCCACCCAGAGAAGAUUAACUAUGAAAUGCUGGACCCGUAUGACAUCAAGCGCAACAACAAAAAGGCCUUUGAUGGCUUUGCCGAACUUGGCAUUUCCAGGCUGAUGGAACCUUCAGACAUGGUCAUGCUAGCAGUGCCUGACCGCCUCAUUGUCAUGACCUACCUCAACCAGAUCCGCACCCAUUUCACUGGCCAGGAGCUCAGUGUCCUCCACAUAGAGAAGAAUAGCAGUGAGUCCAGCUAUGCAGUAGCAGGAGACCGGGAGAGCCAAGAAGACCCAGAGGCAACCGUUCGCUACUGCGCCCAGAGGCUCCAAGAGGAGAAUAUCAGUCUUGAGACUAAUGGGACUGCUGGCACAACAGACAAGGACAGUAAAUCCAGUCGGGAUGUGGUUCCACCUCCCAGAACCAAACGGCAGCAGAUUGCCGGGGCAUGUGGGGCUCAGUUACCAGUGGCACCACCAAGGACUCAUUUCCUAUCCAAGUCAGGUUUCUCUCAUGUGAAAGAUGCUGAUCUGGUCAAAAAACGUAGGUCACAGCGGAGAAGUGGGUCAGUAGAUGAAGGAGAUAUAGCAGUGGUUGUUGCAGGGCAAGAAGACGGUGUAAAUACCCGGAGGAAGUCAGAAACAGAGAGGACAGAGGUGGUUGAGGAGGGAAGACCAGAAGGCCAGGACCAGAGCCAGUAUGUAUUGAAUCAGAUGGAAGCCCUAGAGGCGGAACAGAACCAUAUUGAUAACAGAGCAGGCGUGGUGGAGAGGAAACUCAGACAAUUACUGGAAACAGGCAGUGACAAGGUGGAGGAGGAGAGGUUGAUUCAGGAAUGGUUUAUGCUGGUCAACAAGAAGAAUGCUUUAAUCAGGAGGCAGGACCAUCUGCAGCUACUGCUGGAGGAACAAGACUUGGAGAGAAGAUUUGAGCUGUUGAACAAAGAGCUGAGGGACAUGAUGGCAAUCGAAGAGUGGCAGAAGUCUCAGGCCCAUAAACACAGAGAGCAGCUGCUGCUCCAGGAGCUGGUUUCACUGGUCAACCAGAGAGACGAACUGGUCCACAAUAUAGACGCCAAGGAGAGAGGAGCUCUGGAGGAGGACGAGCGUCUGGAACGAGGCCUGGAGCAGCGGAGGAGGAAGUAUGCUAAACAGCAGAAGGAGAAGUGUAUGAUGCAGUGAUUCUGUCGACCUCCGGCCCCGAAUUGCUCGGUUACCGAUCUGGAAGAAUGUGGGUCAAGACAAAACCAAGAACGGGACAAUGGGAUGUUUGGUGCUCUUUCACCUGCUGCAGAGUCAACAGCAAGAGGACAUGUAGGCCAGGACUGCCAACACAGCUGAUCCAUGGAGGAUGCACAAGAACACACUGAGCCAGUAUAAGGUGGUGUUCUUCUAAUAGAGACAGAGGUGGUCCACAACCAGAGUGAGGUUCCCGGACAUGUCAGCUAUGUUUCGGCCCUGUUUUUUUUUUUUGUGUCUUAAAAUGUGACACUAGGCUCCAUUUUAUGACCAAAGGUAAUUGGAGUGGGCAGUAGUGUUUCCACAAUCCAUUGUCCAUUUAUCAAACCCUACAGAAUGCAACAAGGAACUUUGACCCACUUAGCAGAAGCAACACGUUCUCAUCCCAGUUCAUCAUAUACCAGCUAAUGCUUUGUCACACCCCUUGGCAUCAUUUACAGAAGCACAAGGGACCCUUUGGUCUCUGUGUGAGACGCCUUUUCAACAUGUUGUGCAGUGAUAGCAGUUUGGUUAGGUUUAGGAAAUGAAACUACUGGGCUAGGUUGAGGAAAAGAUUAAUUUUGUAUCUUACAUGAUGUCUGAGCCAUCCAUCCAUCCCAAGCCCCUCCUUACACGGACUAGAUCAAAGCCUG